Molecule: messenger RNA, 234 nt
Organism: Adineta steineri
Lineage: Eukaryota; Metazoa; Rotifera; Eurotatoria; Adinetida; Adinetidae
Source: the annotation of a GenBank genome assembly
AUGACUUCACUUUCUGACGAUCAACUCGAAAAAGAAUUCGAUAAAAUUGAUAAAAGUAAAGAUAAAACAAUUACAGUUGAAGAAUUAAGAAAAUACUAUGUACCAAUGCAAAAAAUGCUUGGCAUGUCACCACAACUUGCUGAAGUAGAGAUCGAUGGUUUAAUUAAAAGACUUGAUACUAAUCAUGAUGGAAAUAUUACUUUCGAAGGUAAAAUAAAUAUACUUUUUUUUUAA